UAUUAGGACAUUGCCAUAUCCUUUAUAUGUGGCCAGUGAGCUGUGUUAAUCUGGCAAGAAAGCUAGAAAGGUCAAUAUACUUUCUUAUUAGGCUACACAGCUUAUGUCUUUCAUCCAGAAAGAACCAACUUCUUCUCAUAUAAAUCAUUACUUCAAGAACCAAGCUGAAUUAUGUUCCGGCUACUGAGCUCCUGCUGGGCUUGGCUAAAGACACCUGGAGAGACACGAAGGAAUGUAACUGUCAUUAUCAUCGGCUUGGACAACUCAGGCAAGACUGUCCUUGUGCAAGCCUUCCAACGAUUACUUCCAAGCAGGAUUGGCAGCUGUCUGAAGUCAGAAUUGACUACACUCCUAUUAGAUGAGUAUGAAGUUUCCAUCUACGACCUAAGUGGAGACAUGAAGGGCCGAGAAGCAUGGCCAAACUACUAUGCACGUGCACAGGGGCUGGUUUUUGUCCUGGAUUCCAGCGACUUAGGACGCAUGCAGGAAGCGAAGACCAUCUUAACCCGUCUGCUCUCUGAUAAAAGAGUGGCAGGGAAACCCAUUUUACUCCUGGCAAACAAACAAGACAAGAAGGAUGCCCUUUUGCCUUGCGAUAUCAUAAAGAAUCUGCUCCUGGAAAGGCUAGUGAAUGAGACCAAGUCCCUGUGCCGGGUGGAGCCAUGUUCAGUCAUCAAAAAUCUCCAAAGGAAGAGCCAUCAGCCCAUAAUUGAAGGGCUGCGCUGGCUGUUAGCUGCCACGGGGGACAAAAACGAAGAGCGGUGUAUUCCCCAUCAGCCGCAUACAUCAAGCAUCCUUAUCUCCAAGAGCACUAGACGCUCUGGAGAUAGAUGCUCAUCAGAAAGCUUCUCUACCAGAGUGGGGUUAUCCAAAGAAAAACGACAGCACUUACCACACUCGGCAGAAGCUAGGCCCCUCAAACCAAUCCUCCAGAAAGAAGGCUUCCGAUUAAGACCUAAGAAGAAUAUCUCAGUAACAUUCGCUCUGGAUGAACCCAUGGAGAAAGGUGAAUACUCUGGGGGAAAAAGAACUAUGAAUGCUACCAAACACCACUUCAGUCCAAGUGAUGAUUUAAAGACUCCAUCACCAAGCCUUUCUGAUGACUUAUUUGAAGCAGCUACCCCUGCAUCUUCGUCUAACACUGCAGUGUCUUCAUUUGCAUCAUCUCACAACCUAUGGCAAACAGGAAAAGGAGUACCCGGGACACAGGGGAGAGGCUCCUGGAAAGUCACCGCGGAGGAGCCUAUGAUCUCUGUGGCUUUUAACAGCCCACAAAAGAACGGAGGGAAAUGAAAAGAAACAUCUAAUUUUCCUCCCGCAGCAAAUUAGUUCACUUCCAACACCAUCGGGACCUACUCAGUCUUCUCCCUUUCUGUUUGAUAUACUUCUCUCCAAGUCACUAAGAUCACUUUCUUGGAACCUAUUCUUAUUCCUAGAUCUCUAUAUUCCAGCCAGCAUAGCAAUCCUGCACCCCCCACCACUCCCCGCCCCAAGACACUCAAGAAACGUUUCGUGGCUUCCAUUUGUGAACGUAGGCCACCUUGGCAAAGAAGAGCAAGGGACUUUAACAUCUUCAUACCCAAACACACCUGCCACGGGCGACCAACCAAAAUGAACCCUUAGAAUGACAGGAUUGCUUCUGAUGUAACAUCUUUAUACUUUAAGGUGCUUGAGUGUAAAAUGGCUGGUAAAAAAUAAAUGGAACUUCUUUGCUGACAA
Molecule: messenger RNA, 1719 nt
Organism: Oryctolagus cuniculus (rabbit)
Lineage: Eukaryota; Metazoa; Chordata; Mammalia; Lagomorpha; Leporidae
Source: RefSeq, a predicted model, not a curated record